AUGAUGGAUUACAAAGUACCUCCGUCACCUUUAAGCCCAGCAGAACAGGCCCGAAUACGCCGCGAGCGCCGCCAGGCCAAAGUCAAGUCUAGUGCUGGCGCACGAUUGAACCGUAUCACAUCAACACAAGGUCAAACGUUUCGCCAGGAAGAUGAAACCCCCGUACCAGAACCGACGCCAGCUCGGGAUGAACCUACUCCAGACCCCCCGGAGAUUGACAUCUCCGCCCAUCAUUACGAGCCCAAAGCCCGCCAGCAGGAUCGUCUCCAAACAGAAAACAUUUUCGCAAAUAUGAUUAAUUCGCCGAUGCCAGGUCGUAAUUCUGAACAACCCUCUGAUGCAGACCUACGGCAGAUGCUUAUGAGUAUGAAUCAAGGCCCACCACCAGGUAUGAAUAUGCCAGGUAUGGGUAUGGGUGGUUCUGGAGGGGAGGAUCCAAUGAUGGCGAUGCUGCAACAAAUGAUGGCUGGUGGUGGUGGUAUGCCAGGUAUGGCGGGCCCGGGGAUGCAAAUGCCUCCAGGUAUGGAAGGUAUGAUGGGUGCUAUGGGAAUGCCCCCGCAACAACAAGGCAAUGAUUGGGGAAGUUGGUGGAGAAUUUUACAUUCGCUGUGCGCUCUCCUUCUGGGACUAUGGGCUGUGAAAUCUACAGAAUGGAGCUUUUCGGGGAGCGCACUACAAAGGGCGGAGUCGGCGAAUUUUGAUAUGGAUGAGAAACCGGUACUGAUAACCAUUCACACCCACAUGUUUUGA
Molecule: messenger RNA, 750 nt
Organism: Morchella sextelata
Lineage: Eukaryota; Fungi; Ascomycota; Pezizomycetes; Pezizales; Morchellaceae
Exons: 2
Coding region: 1-750 (249 amino acids)
Biological process (GO): retrograde vesicle-mediated transport, Golgi to endoplasmic reticulum
Source: RefSeq, a predicted model, not a curated record